AUGAUCGACGUUAUAAAACCCCGCGAUGGCUGCCUCUACGAGAUCAGACAGAAGGGACAGAGGGAUCCCUGUUACGUGGUCGUCCCUGAUACAACAGAUCUGGUUAAGAGCCACUUAAUGUUCGCGGUGCGUGAGGAGGUGGAGGUCCUCAAGGAGCGCAUCGCGGAACUCAUGGAAAGGAUCAACCAGCUCGAGGUCGAGAACAGCUACCUGCGGGCCCACGCCAGCCAGGACACGCUGGCCCAGCUGCCGGCGGUCGGCUCCAAGCCUCCGCCGCAGCCGCAGGGCCCGCAGCCGCCGGUGUCGUAG
Danaus chrysippus (African queen) is the source of this 309-nucleotide messenger RNA. The record is from the annotation of a GenBank genome assembly. NCBI's taxonomy places the organism in Eukaryota, Metazoa, Arthropoda, Insecta, Lepidoptera, Nymphalidae.